AUGGAACAGAGUCCCAACAAACUUUCCCCCGGACCGUGGCCUCUUCCGUUGAUCGGGGACCUUCAUCGCAUCCGACCUGCCAGGCUUCAUCUGCAGUUCACAGAGUUUGCAGAGAAAUAUGGAAAGAUUUUCAGCCUGCGGCUCUUCGGUGGAAGAGUUGUGGUCAUCAAUGGAUACAAGCUUGUGAGAGAGGCCCUGGUCCAAAAAGGGGAGGACUACGUCGAUCGCCCGGUCGUACCUCUUUUUGAUGAAAUGGUUGGAAACAGAGGUCUGGUGAUGUCAAACGGCAAUCUAUGGAAGCAACAGAGGAGAUUCGCUCUUCACACUCUCAGGAACUUUGGAGUGGGCAAGAAGACCCUGGAGCCAUCCAUCCAGCAGGAGAGCCAAUAUCUCACUGAGGCUUUUGCCAAUCACAAAGGACAUCCUUUUAAUGCCCAGCAGCUGAUAUCCAACGCUGUGUCCAACAUCAUCUGCUGCCUGGUGUUUGGGGAUCGCUACGAGUACACUGACAAGCUGUUCCAGAGUAUUCUUCAGGACUUCAAUGAGAUUGUGUUCUUAGAGGGAAGUCCAAGUGUACAGGUGAGCUUCAUGUGUAAAAAAGAUACAGUAAACUGUUUUUUGAUCAGGAUUAAUCCAUCCCUUAAUAGUCAAUGGGUUAUUUUAACUUAUUCUAACUUCAAACAAACAUAAAAAGCCAUUAAAGAAAAUAACCAGUGUACUCAUUAAAACAAAGAUCCCUGCACACGAUCGACAAAUUAAGUGAAAUAAGUGGUAAUUUUAACAAAUAUACUUCAAAUAUUUGUGCAAUAAAAUGCCAGAUCUGAAUAUUGUAACAUUUACCUUUAUUUAAGACAUUGUUUUUGUCCCAGUAGACACUUUGACAGAUUGUAAAUAUGGGCUCAGACAUAUUGCACCAGUAAUGACAUUUGGAGGCAGGACAUGUGCAGGAGGGAUCUGGAUGGAAGAGCCACUGAAUUCACCUCCACUAACCAAAGCACACACUUAACUUACUAAUAAACCUGCAAAGAUCCGAAGUUCAUUGACUCUUGUUU
Molecule: messenger RNA, 1052 nt
Organism: Labrus bergylta (ballan wrasse)
Lineage: Eukaryota; Metazoa; Chordata; Actinopteri; Labriformes; Labridae
Source: RefSeq, a predicted model, not a curated record